This is a messenger RNA of Amorphotheca resinae ATCC 22711, 660 nucleotides long. RefSeq lists its product as hypothetical. NCBI's taxonomy places the organism in Eukaryota, Fungi, Ascomycota, Leotiomycetes, Helotiales, Amorphothecaceae. Gene Ontology annotation, molecular function: RNA polymerase II complex binding; zinc ion binding. The record is from RefSeq and is a predicted model, not a curated record. The transcript is spliced from 3 exons. Gene Ontology annotation, biological process: positive regulation of DNA-templated transcription, elongation; chromatin organization; mRNA processing. Gene Ontology annotation, cellular component: nucleus; DSIF complex. Bases 123 to 488 code for a protein of 121 amino acids.
UCUAGAUACAUAAUAAACCACGCUCUCUCUACACUUCCAGUUAUACAAACGUCCUGAUUAGAUCCCUAAUCGUCCUACCAUUGGAUUCGAUCUCCAGCUUCGUUUCCUCUGCGCACGCCACCAUGUCCGAGAACUUCGUUCCUCCAGGCCAGCAGCGCAACUUGCGCGCCUGCAUGGUCUGCGCCAUCGUCAUGACCCAGAACCGAUUCCUCAAGGAGGGCUGUCCCAACUGCGAAGACUUCCUUCACCUCGCCGGCUCCAUGGACGCCAUCAUCGACUGCACAUCGCAGGUCUUCGAGGGGUUGAUUACGCUGGCUGAUCCUGCUAGGUCGUGGGUCGCGAAGUGGCAAAGGCUGGAUGGGUAUGUGAGGGGUGUUUAUGCGAUUAAGGUCUCGGGCCAGCUGCCUGAUGAGAUCGUCGCCGCGAUUGAGGAUGAGGGGAGGAUACGAUAUAUUCCGCGCGAUGGAUCUGCUACGGAGGCAGACUGAUAUACUUGUUGGGUGAUAUUACUACGGGUUGUGGAUUCGUUCAUGGGAAUGGGAAAAGCGACGCUGGAGUUCAGGGAGUCAAGAGCUAAAUAGGGCCUUAAAAUUCGGACAUACAUAUACAGAUUUGGUUCCUCUAAGGGCAAAUGCAAAUGGUAUCAAAGUAACGCCAGUC